Peniophora sp. CBMAI 1063 is the source of this 1773-nucleotide messenger RNA. The record is from the annotation of a GenBank genome assembly. NCBI's taxonomy places the organism in Eukaryota, Fungi, Basidiomycota, Agaricomycetes, Russulales, Peniophoraceae.
AUGGACAACGCACCAGCCCUUGUACCUCUUCGUCCGCUCGAGUCCACGUCCAUAAAUUCCCGCACAACCCUCUCUGCUCUGGGUGCAGGCACGUUCAAAAUAUUCACGGAUCCUUCGUCGGCAACAUUCACAAAAUUAACCACGGACGUCCUUCAGGACCUUGCUCUCGCUUUACCCCAUGCCCAGCUAUUAGAAGAAGUCUCUUACGGUAUCACAACCUUAAGCGGCCAGGAUCUCGCGUUGCUUCUCAACAGCACGCUGCAUAUCGCGAACAAGGCCCUCAACUUGAGCGCCACGCUCAAAAAGAUCAUCAACCAGACAUGCUCACUCGCGUACAUACUCCGCCUACCACAAGAAGUCUUCGAGGAGAUCUUCCUCAUAUUGGCAUGGAUAGCGCCCCCGGACGUACGACGCUGGCACGACCACAAUCUCGGCUGGAUGGCGCUACGGCAGACCUGCUCCGGCAUUCGAGACGCCAUGUCGCAAGCUUCAAGAUUCUGGGCCGCCGUAUGCACCCAACUUCCUCGCGCCCACCCAGCAUUGCGCUCGUUGGCCCGUAACGUACCUCUCACGUUUGAGGUCUCGACCUGGCUGCCCGCCAUUCCGUCUGCCUUUAGUAUCGGAACCGAGCUGGACAGGCGACUCAUGGCAACUUUACUCAAAGACAACCCCGCAGAAGACUACCGCACAAUCUCUAGCACGGACAUGCGCAUCUGCGCCAGCCAUAUGAUGAAAUGGAUCCACGCGGGUUCUUGUUCGACCUACGGGCUACGUUUAUUGGAGUUUCUGGAAGUAGAAGGCCCCACCGAGUUCGAUGACAAAGCGGACCACGCUGCCGUGGCGACCUUCUGCGCGGACCCGUUCGCCAACGUGCCCCUAUACACACCCGCUCUGCGAUCGGUCACCUUUACCAACCUCUGCUACCCGCUCGACGCGCCCGUACUGUCCGAGUUUACAUGCACCUACGACUAUUGCGACCCGCCCUCAGACGUCACGAGGCCAACCAUCUCGGACAUCGUCAGCAUGCUCUCGCGUUCCUCGGCAACGUUGUCGCAAGUGAUCCUCGUCGACGCCAUCGAAGAAAACGACCCUCAUCCAACGGCCAGCGUCGUCGAACUCCCGAACCUCAAGUACUUGCAACUCGGACACACCAACUUCGGCGCGAUGGACGAGAUUCUCACCCGAAUCCUGGUUACUCCAUCUUGUACCGUACACGCGGACGUCAAGCUCGAACCACAUGUCUCCUCCGUGACCUCCCAGAUCCAAAAUAUCUUCCACAAACUGUUAUGGGGCCAGCCUCACGACGAACACAGAUACCUUCGAGUUCGUAACGUCGCUAUACGAAACACGUACUCAAGAAUCGAGUUUACUUGGGCUCACGACCUACCCAACGCACGCCACAUAUGCCGAUUCGACCCUUACUGCAAAACCGUCACGCUGCAAACGCCGAGGACGGUAUCUUGGCUCCUCUGCUUCCGCAUCUUUGUAAACACUCUCAGAGCCCUGCAUUACCCUCCCAUCAAGACGCUGGUCCUGCCCGACAGUACAGAGGCAUGGGAGAUCGGGUCUCGCGACACGAUGAUGCGAGAAGUCGCCAACGCGCUGUACUUACUUCGUCCUGUUGCAUUUGCAUGGCCACUCACGCGGAUCGGAUACGUACUUGGCAGCACCGCGACGCUGCGAGACCCUAAUCCGAACGAUCCGUUUCAGCAGUAUGUAGAACAUAUGCGUCGAGUCGAUCAGUUUGAUAUGUAUCGCCUGGAAUGUAAGUAA